Messenger RNA from Centruroides sculpturatus (bark scorpion), 909 nucleotides. RefSeq names its product H/ACA ribonucleoprotein complex subunit 4-like. NCBI's taxonomy places the organism in Eukaryota, Metazoa, Arthropoda, Arachnida, Scorpiones, Buthidae. Gene Ontology annotation, biological process: snRNA pseudouridine synthesis; box H/ACA sno(s)RNA 3'-end processing; mRNA pseudouridine synthesis. The record is from RefSeq and is a predicted model, not a curated record. Bases 1 to 909 code for a protein of 302 amino acids. Gene Ontology annotation, molecular function: pseudouridine synthase activity; RNA binding. Gene Ontology annotation, cellular component: box H/ACA snoRNP complex. The transcript has 6 exons.
AUGGAAAAUCAAAGUGCUGUUCAAACAAGAAAAAAAUUGUGGUACAUGUAUGGAGAAAAUGUGCUGAGAGACAUUCAGGCAGAAGGUAAUUUUUAUAUAGAACCAUCGUCAAAAGAAGGACAGUUAAAUGCUAAUCAGUGGCCCUUGUUAUUAAAGAAUUUUCAUAAACUAAAUGUAAGAACAAAUCAUUAUACGCCUCUUCCUUCUGGAUGUUCUCCAUUAAAACGUGAAAUUCAAGAAUAUAUCAGAUCUGGUUUUAUAAAUCUUGAUAAACCAUCUAAUCCAUCUUCUCAUGAAGUCGUGGCUUGGAUUAAAAGGAUUCUUGGAGUUCAGAAGACUGGACAUAGUGGUACUUUGGAUCCAAAAGUAACGGGAUGCUUAAUUGUAUGUAUUGAAAGAGCAACACGUCUCGUUAAAUCACAGCAGGGUGCUGGAAAAGAAUAUGUCUGCAUUUUUCAACUUCAUAGUGCUCCCGAAAGUAUAAAUCAAGUAGCAAAAACAGUAGAGUCAUUGACGGGUGCAUUGUUUCAAAGACCACCUCUUAUAUCUGCAGUGAAACGACAACUCAGAGUUCGGACAAUCUAUGAAAUCAAAUUUUUAGAAUAUAAACAAGAGCAGAACAUGGGAUUAUUUUGGGUUAGCUGUGAGGCUGGAACUUACAUAAGAACACUGUGUGUUCAUUUGGGUUUAUCACUGGGUACUGGAGGUCAAAUGCAAGAAUUGAGAAGAGUUCGAUCUGGGAUUCAGUCAGAAAAGGAUGGAUUAGUGACAAUGCAUGAUGUUUUAGAUGCUCAAUAUCUGUACCUUAAUCAUAAAGAUGAGUCAUAUCUGAGACGAGUCAUCAAACCUUUAGAAGCCUUAUUAGUUUCUCAUAAAAGGAUUGUUAUGAAAGACACUGCUGUGAGUUAA